This is a messenger RNA of Pseudocercospora fijiensis CIRAD86, 372 nucleotides long. RefSeq lists its product as uncharacterized. The record is from RefSeq and is a predicted model, not a curated record. Lineage: Eukaryota; Fungi; Ascomycota; Dothideomycetes; Mycosphaerellales; Mycosphaerellaceae. Bases 1 to 372 code for a protein of 123 amino acids. The transcript has a single exon.
AUGUCUCAAGGCGAAAAAGCAGCAGAGAACGUCAAGUCCGGCAUCAAAGGCGUCGUCGGCGCGACAGAAGACAUUCGCAAGAACAUAAACUCCUUCGCCGACGACCUGCUGGGAAGCAAUCACGAAUCCACCGGCAUUCAUCCCCACGCAAAGCAGGCAGGCGGCGAGGCUGAGGCAGCGACCGAGAAGGCAGCAGAGAAGCUCAGCUCGCAUCAUGGAGGACAGACUGUUGGAGGCAGCGAUCCAGUCGCUGGAACGACAACAACAGGCGGAGCGACGACUACAGGCAUCCAUACCGAUAGCCACGCGACGGGAGCACCUGUGACUGACGAGCAUCCCACGAAACCGACGAGUGGAAUGGGCACGCAGUAG